This is a messenger RNA of Rodentolepis nana, 1746 nucleotides long. The record is from the annotation of a GenBank genome assembly. Lineage: Eukaryota; Metazoa; Platyhelminthes; Cestoda; Cyclophyllidea; Hymenolepididae.
AUGUUGAGGUCAAAGGAUAAAUUGAAGGACCAUUUGCGACAUCAUGACCGAGCCGCUCGCACUUUUGAAUGCUCUCAGUGUCUCUCGCCUUUCGUUCAGAAGUCUGAUCUCAAUCGGCAUGUUCGUGGUGUUCACCAAGGUGAGCCCGGCGUGGGAAUCAACAUGACUGUACGGCGACGAAUGCCAGGCACAUCCCCAGCUUCCAGUCGUCCGUCAAAAAAGAAAAAAAAGACUACCUCUGACAUAUCUACAACCAGUACCACUACUGCCACAAAUGCAACACCACAAACCACAUCUACAACCAUAGCCACACCAGUGGCCAAUUCUGCAAAUACUGAUGCUGCCCUGGCUUUGAGACUCUUUGGAAACACCGCUGCAAGCACCACAGCGGUCAAUAUCCAAACCGGGGUUCAGCAGGUAGCAGCUUAUCCCCAGCACCAACUUCUAGCUGCAGCUUCCAUGGUCCUGCCCUAUUAUCAUCCCACUCCUGCUGGCCAUCAAUUCGUGGCAGCUGCCUUGUCCGCACAGAAAGGUGGCGAUGGUCAAACGGUUGGAACUGAGCAGCAGCACCAGUCUGCUUUUCAACAACCCCCUCAACAACAAAAUUCUGCGGCGGCUGCCGCAGCGCCUUCUAUGAUGUUUUUGACUAGGAUUGCAGCUCAUGCUGCGUCGAAUCCGUCUUCGGUUGCGACAACUCUGGCCGUUUUGCCAACGCCUACAGCAGCUGUUGUGACUCCAGCCGUUGGUCAGCAGUGUGAAGCAUCAUCUCAGUCUAGUGCCACAGUAACAUCUCAAGCUGAUCAGCAACAACAGGCUUUAGUCCAACAGCAACAGCAAUACCAACAAUCUCAAUUCGCUUAUCAACAAUAUCAACAACAACUCCUACAACACCAAGCCCAGUUGCAAGCACAUCACUACGAUCUGAACACUUAUUACCGCCAGCAACAACUGGCGGCUCAACAGAGAGUUUAUCAGCAGGCACAGGGCUUUCUGCUGGCCGCCACAGCUAAUUCAACAAAUGGCAACAAUGCCACCACUGCGGCUAAUACUGGCACAACUUUCUUCUGUCAAUCUGCCACUACAGGAGCAGGGACUGUGGGAAGUGAGAAUGGAACUGGCGUAAUCUUGUCUGACCCCGCGACGGCCCAACAGUUGGCUCAAUUGGCUGCAGCGGCACAGAUGCAACAAGCUGUUGUUGCUCGUGGUGGAUUGCAGGUGAUGGCAAACGUGAUAGCAGGCCAACAGCAGCAGCAGCAAACAACGCAGCAUCCUACCGUAGCCGCGCAUCAGCAGUCAAUAACUCCUCAACAGGUGGCCCAACCUCAAACAGCCUUCUAUGCCGCUUAUCAACACCCCGCCUACCAACAGCAGAGUGUUGUUCAACAGCAGCAGCAAUAUCAGGCACAACAGCAGUUGUAUCAACAGCAGCAACACCAGCUCAUGCUUCAGCAAACCACCAACACAACCGCCAAUGCCACCGCUGCUACCACUUACCGUCCAGUUGUUAUGACAGCAGCUACCAAUGCGACAUCAACGAAUACCAGUCAAGAUCAAAUACAAAAGACUACUGUAGUUCAUGAUCCUAGUUACCAACAGCAAUUAGCCGCUUUCUACAAUCAACAAAGACAAGGAUUUGUCCUCGCCUAUCAACAGCAGAACCAGUGUCAAGAACAGCAACAGACUAUGCAACAACAGACUUUAGCUGUAGCAGGUAACGCAGUUGAACCCCCUCAGCAACAGCGAUAA